AUGGAAAGUGGUGAUGAAAAUAUAGAGCAAGGGAAGUCAAGGCGUGUAUGGACCAGCUUUGAAGAAGAAUCUUUGUUGAAUGUUCUUGACGGAAUUAUUGCUGGAGGACAACGCUGCGACAGUGGAAGUUUCAAAUCUGGUACUUUACUGAAAAUCGAGAAUGCUUUAAAUCUUUUAUGUCCCAAUUCCAAUCUGAAGGCAAGUCCACAUAUUGAGUCAAAGUUGAAGAAACUGAAGAAAGAUUAUAGCAUAAUCUAUGACAUGAUGAACAAGAGUGGAUUUGCAUGGAAUGAUAUCAAAAAGUGCAUUGAAGUUGAUAGUAAUGAAGUAUGGGAUACGUAUUUGCAGCACAACAAAAAGGCAAAGGGAUGGAGAAACAAGAAGUAUCCAUUAUUUGAUAGACUAGCUACAAUCUUUGGGAGUGACCGUGCGACUGGAAUUGGAGCUGAGGUCCCUGCUGAUAUGAUGGAGGAGCAGAGCAACAAUGAAGAUGGCAUUGAAGUUGAGAAUGACACAAGCCCCAUGUCAAUGAGCACUCUCAGAAUGCAAGCAGUGACUGAUGCUAUAGUGAAAGGUAAUGAAGAUCGAUCUGAUAUUGCUAAGGAACUUAAGAAAAUGGGACUUUCUGUUAUAGACCAAAUUGAGGCAUUGAAAAUCAUUUUGGAUAAGCCCCAAAAUAUAUCUGUGUUCAUGUCCUUAGAUGAUGAAGUGAGAAAAGUGUAUGUGGAUAACUUGCUUGCGGGCACUGCUAGAGGAUCUACCUAA
Messenger RNA from Rosa rugosa (rugosa rose), 765 nucleotides. RefSeq lists its product as uncharacterized. The transcript is spliced from 3 exons. The record is from RefSeq and is a predicted model, not a curated record. The coding region runs from base 1 to 765 and encodes 254 amino acids. NCBI's taxonomy places the organism in Eukaryota, Viridiplantae, Streptophyta, Magnoliopsida, Rosales, Rosaceae.